UUUCUCACUUUAUCGGAGUACUACGGCUCAUGCUCAGUUUACCGUAAAUACAGUGUAUGCUUUGCCACUAUCCAGCUAGCUAUGUCACCACACCAGAAGUUAUGGGAAGAUUAAACAUCUUUGUCUUAAUUUAGCUAGAAGAUGUUUCUUGUUUGCGCUCUUAAGAAACUGCAUGUCGUACCAAUGGGGCUUUAACGUUAGUGGCUCUUACACUUAGAUAGCAUAUUAACUUUGUCGAUUGUUGACGAGAGGCACCAUGAUCUGUCAAGAGUGACGGUUCGGUUCGACAAAGUGCAACUCCGAGGCUAACUUGCAUCCUGAACCUGGAACCUGGAACAAAUUGAACCUGAAUUGCGUUAUUGCCAGAGGUAGCUACUUCAGGAUCAGAGAUCGCUAAAUUCAAUUCGCCAACAUCGUAGAUCGGUAUUUUUUUAACGUUUCUCAGAAAACAACUUGUUGAAAACCUAAAAUGCUGGAGAGGUCUUGUAGACAUAGUCCACUUCCUGGACAAAACAAAUAGGCUCCUCCCUAACAAACAAAGGACUGUUACAAGCAGUAACUGAAAACUCGUGAGAAGGAAUUCCAUGAUCUGGAAUGCAAUUUAGCUGUUUUCACAAAUGCUGCGAUGGAGAGCGGUCUCUGUCCGACAUGUGAGAUGGUCCAGCCCAGUCACCCAAGGCCUAUUCCUCUGUACUCUAUCAUUCUGUGUUGUUCUACCGUUGUGCUGUCAUCGUUUAAUGUUCUCUUACUACUUUCUGAGAUUCAUGCACUUGGACUCCAUGAGUGAGGCAGCUCUCCUAGACAGCUAUGAAAAAGGUCAAGAAGCACUACAUUUCUGGCAGGAGAUGACCUCAUUAAAAACGUCUGCUCUGACCGCAACAUCUGCUCCAAAGAUCCCUGAACUUUUAGUCACUGUGGUCACAGCGAGACGUCGAGAGGGCCAGGACUACCACUAUCUCCUGCAGGUGAUGCGGCGGCUGCUCUCUCUGCUCGGGGACUGUGGGGGGAGGCCCUGUGCUGAGGUGCUCGUGUGUGAUGUGGAAACGGCUCCGUCGUUGAAUGAGGACGCCACACUGUUAGAAAAACAGUUCCUGGUGGUCAAGCGCUCGGGGGAAGAGCAGUCAAAGAAAAGGGGUAGACUAAACACUUUUGAGAGAGAGAAGCAGGACUAUGUAUACUGCCUACGCAAAGGGUGGGAACUAAGGAGACCCAAGCAUGUGGUCGUCCUAGAGGAUGAUGCGUUGCCAAAACCUGACUUCUUUUCUGUAAUCCAAGACCUGCUCUCCCGGUCCUUCACUCGGAACACCCUCUAUGUGAAGCUGUACCACCCUGAGCGCCUGCAGAGGUACUGGAACCCGGAGCCCUUCCGCAUCAUGGAGUGGGUGGGCCUGGGGCUCGUAGGGGCCUCUGCUGUCCUCCUUAUGUUUUCCUGCCGUUCUUGCCUUCUGUCUUUCUCACUUUCCCGUUUCCUCUUUUUCACUGUGUACAUCAUGGUUGCCGCGGAGCUGGUCGGUAGGCAUUACCUGCUGGAGGUGCGGCGUCUCUCCCCACAACUCUACGCUGUUUCUCCUGCGACAGAGUGCUGCACACCUGCCAUGCUCUACCCUGGAAACGCCUCCGCCCGGGUGGCAGACUACCUGGACCAGGUGGCCUGUGCCAAAGGCAAUGCUAAAGACACUGUGCUGUAUAAGACUGCCCGGAGUGCUCCAGGGGAGAGGGCACACAGUGUGGAGCCCAAUCUGAUCUCUCACAUUGGGGCAUACUCUUCUGUCAGGACCAACCCUUUGCGUCCCAAGCUGCUGCCAUAGAUUCCUGUGAAGUGGUGGGGAAAGGUUUUUGUAGUUGAUUGUUUUCUUGGCUUGAUGAUUUGUAAAAGUUUGAAAAACAACAUGUCUGUGUGAGUGUUAAUAUACAGAGAUAAUCAAAUGUUGUGCUUGGGGGGUUUGAAAUGGUAAAGCCUUAACAAAUGUGUUCAUGAUAUUGGUUGGGGAUAUAUAAACUAUACUGUCUUGGUUUUAUGUGAUCUAUCUGCUUAUCAAUGUAAUUCAUAAGCAGACGAAUCAUUUCCUGUGAAAAGCAAUUGAUGUGGCAGGCUUGGUAACAAUCAUUCUACCUAUCUGUCAAAUGCUGAUAUCAGAUGAUGAGAUAAAUAAACAUGUGAAAUUAUCAUUAUAA
Clupea harengus (Atlantic herring) is the source of this 2175-nucleotide messenger RNA. RefSeq names its product post-GPI attachment to proteins GalNAc transferase 4 (gene pgap4). Gene Ontology annotation, cellular component: Golgi membrane. Gene Ontology annotation, molecular function: glycosyltransferase activity. The record is from RefSeq and is a predicted model, not a curated record. Gene Ontology annotation, biological process: GPI anchor biosynthetic process. Lineage: Eukaryota; Metazoa; Chordata; Actinopteri; Clupeiformes; Clupeidae.